Molecule: messenger RNA, 2146 nt
Organism: Suncus etruscus (white-toothed pygmy shrew)
Lineage: Eukaryota; Metazoa; Chordata; Mammalia; Eulipotyphla; Soricidae
Gene: LYSMD3
Product: LysM domain containing 3
Exons: 3
Coding region: 79-975 (298 amino acids)
Biological process (GO): Golgi organization
Cellular component (GO): Golgi apparatus
Source: RefSeq, a predicted model, not a curated record
CGGCGGCGGCGGCGGCGUCCGACGACCCGCUGAGCUUCCGGGGAUCGAGUCCCCCCUCCUCACGGGGCAGAUUUUGAAAUGAUGGCAGGGAGGCAUCAGACUCGUGGUUUUCCUCUUCCAGGAGUUCUUCCAGGGGGUCAAGUCCACUCAUUUGGAAGUUGUACAGAGAGUGAUCCGUUGUUGGAAGAGGAUGCUGAAGUGUAUGAGCUCCGACCCCGAGGGAAAGAAAAAGUUCGAAGAAGUACAUCAAAAGAUAGACUUGAUGACAUUAUAGUAUUAACAAAAGACAUACAGGAAGGCGAUACUUUAAAUGCAAUAGCCCUUCAAUACUGUUGUACGGUAGCAGAUAUCAAGCGGGUUAACAAUCUCAUCAGUGAUCAAGACUUUUUUGCCCUUAGAUCUAUCAAAAUUCCAGUCAAAAAAUUUAGUUCAUUGACUGAAACACUUUAUCCUCCAAAAGGAAAACAAACUUCACGCCCUGCAUCUGUUCAACACGUUACAGAACAACAGGAAAUUUUGUCUCCUAAUGAUUCUCUUUCUUCUACUGAGUCAGCUGGUAGCUUUUUAAAAGAAGUAGACCGAGACAUAGAACAAAUAGUAAGAUGUACAGAUACUCAGAAAGAAAACCUUGAUGAGGUAGUGUCUGCAUUAACAUCACAAGGACAUUUUGAACCUGAUAACAAAAACAUUCAGCGUAAGGAUCCUUAUUAUGGAGCUGACUGGGGAAUAGGGUGGUGGACAGCUGUAGUGAUAAUGUUGAUAGUAGGUAUAAUAACACCAGUGUUUUAUUUGCUGUAUUAUGAAAUUUUAGCUAAAGUGGACGUUAGUCACCAUUCAACAGUGGAUUCUUCACCUUUGCAUUCGGGAAUCACACUUCCAUCACAGCAGAGAGAAAUGGAAAAUGGAAUUGCUCCAACUAAUCGAGGACAUCUUGGCCAACAAAAUGAUCAUAAACAGUUUAGUCAAGAUUCUUAGUCACCUGCUGCUCAAUCCAGAACAUAACAGUUCAAAAUCACAAAAUUGUUGAUCACCCAUGUAUCUGAAAUGUGUGUAUCACUUCUGUUUAGUGACCACUUCAAAGGCAGAAUUUAGGGAGGUUGAGAUGCUUUGUGUUUUUCCUUUUGGGGGAGCCAUUUACAAAUGGACUGAGGACAUAGUUGCUAUUGUUAAUGUGACAGCAGUAAACACAUAUCAGUGCUGAAAGGACAAAGGAAUUUAAAUAUCUUUGACAAGUUCUUAAAAGAUUUUAACAUUUUGGCCUUAUGCUUGAAUUUUUAAAGCUCAUUUUUUAUUUAAGGUUAAUAAUAGUAUCAGAUGUGUGUGACUGAAUAAAACUGACUACUGUGGACCAUGAAAACAUUUAGUUGUAAACGAAAUUUGAUUCUAAAAUUACUUUUAAUACUUUAAUUUUGAAGCUUAAGAAAAAUAUGCGUAACACAUGCUAUGCAAACAAGUUAAAAUAGGGGAAAGAAAUAUAUGUCUUUAUGGAGGCAAAGAAAUAAGAUUAAAUGUUUUUAUACCCCCAAAUAAUAUGGUUGGAAAGCUGCCAUUUGGUCACUAGAACACUGCUCAAAGUAAUCUUUACUUUUAAAGAAUGCUGCCUCUACAAUUUUAUGUGGUUUUUAGAUUUGCCUCUGAUAUUUCAAAAAACACUUUUGUAGAUCUUUGAUGAAAAGUAUAAUACAGAUUAUUAUUUAGGAAAGAAUUCUUUACAUACUGUGAGAAGUUGUUGCUGUGUUACCUGUAGCAACAUGCCUUGAUUUACAUCUAAUGCCUUAAAUAUUUUAUGUAAGCUAGUAUCAUUUUUACAAUUAAAACUAAGCAUUGUAGAGAUACAACUCAGUGGUAAAGCAUAUGUCUGGAAUAUAUGAAUCACUGGGUUUGAUCAUUGGCACUGCGAGAAAGAAAUAGAAAUCUGGUUUAUAUAGCUUCAAAAAAAUGAAAUUAAACAUCCCUUCAGACAGUCAAAUUGAAUUCACAACAGAGGCUUUAUAAAUCCAUCUCUGCCUUCACAAUCAAGCACAAGUUUCUCAAAACAGAUUUUCACAGUAUCUACCUCUGAGAUCUGUUUCUAAAUAUAUAAAGAUUGGUUGAAAGUUUUAUAGUGCCACUUUUUAAUACCUACUGUGGAUUUGCCAGCCAAUCU